AUGUCAUACAGAAUAGCGAUUGAUCGAGGAGAAACUAUUCGAAUGGGAACGACAGUGGCAACAAAUGCACUUUUGGAGCAUAAAGGUGAAAGACUAGCAAUCGCACUCACUAAAGGAUUCAAAGAAAUAUUUCGCAUCGGCAAUCAAAGUCGUGAAAACAUUUUUGAGCUCGACAUCUCGGAUCCAUUUCUGUUGUAUGAAGAAGUAAUAGAAGUCGAUGAACGAGUGGUGCUGCACCAGGACCGAUGUGAAAUCAAAAAGGAUGUUCCUCUAGUGGACGGUAUUUCCAAUGACAAAAUUGAAGUCUGGAAAGCUGUGGAUCGCACCAAAGUGUACGCUGAUUUGAAGCGCGCUUACGAUCAGGGCAUUCGUAGUCUGGCUGUCGCCCUUGUGCACUCUUACACCUUUCCAGAGCAUGAGAGGGUCGUCGAAGAGAUUGCCCGGGAAAUUGGGUUUGAGCACAUUACAGUGAGCAGCAAAAUUAUGCCAAUGGUGCGAUAUGUACUGCGAGGAACAACGGCAAUUACCGAUGCCUACCUAACGCCCCAUAUUCGACGAUACAUUGACAGCUUUUUGGCCAACUUUAAUGAUAACUUUGAUCAGAACAAACUGCUGUUUAUGCAAAGUGACGGCGGGUUGACGUCAAUCGACCACUUUACCGGCUGUCGCAGCAUUCUCAGUGGACCUGCAGGUGGUGUCAUCGGCUAUGCUUUGACAACCACCAAUGACAUUGGCAGUGAUAAGCCAAUCAUUGGCUUCGAUAUGGGUGGCACAUCUACCGAUGUAAGUCGGUACCACGGCAGAUUUGAUCAUAAGUUUGAAUCAAAAACAGCUGGCGUUACCAUUCAGUAUCCUCAAUUGGACAUUUCUACUGUGGCAGCUGGUGGGGGAUCUCGUCUUUACUUUCGGAAUGGUUUAUUUGUAGUGGGACCAGACUCUUCGGGUUCUUUUCCAGGACCUGUAUGCUACCGAAACAACGGAUAUCUUUCAGUGACAGACGCAAACUUAUGUCUAGGACGUUUGUGCCUUGAUUACUUUCCCAAAAUAUUUGGAAAGGAUAAAAAUCUUAGCCUAGACAAGGAAGCAACAAUGUUUGAGUUUCAGAAAAUGACUGAUCAGGUGAACCGCUUUUGCAAAGAAAAUGGCAGAAGUGAAAUGUCAGUUGAAGAAGUGGCACUUGGUUUUAUCAAAGUUGCCAAUGAGACCAUGUGCCGUCCAAUUCGUUCAAUAACGCAAGGAAAGGGAUUCGAUGUCUCUAAUCACAUUUUGGCUUGUUUUGGUGGAGCAGGUGGGCAACACGCUUGUGCCAUUGCUCGAGCCCUUGGCAUAAAAGAAGUGUUUAUUCACAAGUAUGCGGGCAUUCUUUCCGCAUAUGGUAUCGCUUUGGCUGACAUUGUUCACGAAGAAAUGAUGCCUUGUUCGAUGGUUUACAACGGUCAAAAUCUGACGGAAAUCAACUCAAGAAUUGACUCGCUUGUGUCCAAGUGCAAUGCUGCACUCUCAAGUAAAGGCUUCUCAAAUAAGAAUACCAAAUUUGAGAUUUACUUGAACAUGCGAUACGAUCGAACUGACUUUGCCUUAAUGACCAUUUGUGAAGAUGCACCCAAAGCAGGACAAGUUGUUCACUGUGACGAGAACAACUUCCGUGAUGUUUUUCUGAAGCAGUACAAACGCGAGUUUGGCUUUACCAUUGCUGAUCGUCCUAUUAUAAUCGACGACCUUCGAGUGCGUGGAAUAGGCUUCAUUGAGGACACUUUUCUUCCGGACAGUAAAAUGGUGGCUAGUGAAACAAAUGCUCAAGCCUCCAGCCAUACCAUGUGCUUCUUUGAAUCAUUAGGCUUUGUCAGCACACCUAUUUACCUGUUUGAAACUUUAAAGUCCGGCCAGUCGAUGACAGGACCUGCAAUGAUAAUCGAGUCAAACAGCACCAUCUUGGUCGAGCCAUUUUGCACCGCCAAAGUUACUGAGCAUGGAAAUAUUCUGAUUGACGUAAAGAGUGCUUCUUUGUCAAGUCUAUCUACUGACUUAGACCCUAUUUAUUUGUCAAUCUUCUCGCAUCUCUUUAUGAGCAUCGCCGAACAAAUGGGUAGAUGCUUGCAACAUGCUGCAGUUUCGACCAACAUCAAAGAGCGUUUAGACUUUUCCUGUGCCAUAUUUGGACCUUCAGGUCAUCUGGUUUCUAAUGCUCCGCACAUUCCUGUUCACCUCGGUUCUAUGGGCAAGGCAGUAGAGUACCAAAUUGAAACACUUGGUGACAAAAUUAAGCCAGGUGACGUUUAUCUAACCAAUCACCCUUGUGCUGGAGGAACGCACCUUCCUGAUUUGACCGUUAUUACGCCCGUUUUCACUGAACAAAGCAAAAGUCCCAUCUUUUUUGUGGCAAGCAGAGGGCAUCAUGCAGAUAUUGGUGGACUCACUCCAGGAUCAAUGCCUUCAAAUUCGACGUCAAUUUUUCAAGAAGGCGCCGAAUUUAAAUCCUUUCAACUUGUCAAGGACAAUGUGUUCAAUGAGACAGAGUUAAUUGAUGAGUUGAAGCGUCCUGGACAAUAUCCAAACUGCAGUGGGACUCGUGCUUUGAACGACAAUCUGAGUGACAUCAAAGCGCAAAUUGCUGCCAAUCUAAAGGGCGCUAACCUGGUGAACGAGUUGAUUGAUUCAUAUGGUCUCUCGGUGGUUCAGGCGUAUAUGAAUCAUAUUCAGCAAAAUGCAGAGCUCGAAGUUCGAGACCUGCUGAAAAGAGUGGCCAAGGAAAAGAACACAUGCACUUUGUCAGCGGAAGACAUGAUGGAUGACGGAACUGUCAUUGCAUUGACCAUUCGAAUUGAUCCCAUCACCGGAAAUGCUUCGUUUGAUUUCACUGGCACUGGAGAAAUGACCUAUGGAAACUGCAAUGCACCAAAAUCGGUGACAUACUCAGCCAUUAUCUACUGCCUUCGAUGUAUGAUUGGCCACGAUAUUCCAUUGAACCAUGGCUGCCUGGCUCCCAUACAGGUCAUCUUCCCAACUAAUUCAAUCAUUUCUCCGUCGGAAAAUGCGGCCGUUGUUGGAGGCAACGUACUAACAUCUCAGCGAAUUACCGAUGUGAUUUUCAAGGCAUUCGAGUGUUGCGCUGCGUCACAAGGCUGUAUGAAUAAUAUAACUUGGGGUGAUGAGUCUCAUGGGUAUUAUGAAACGGUUGCUGGUGGUGCCGGUGCCACAGCUCAGACAAAUGGCCGAGCAGGUGUUCAUACACACAUGACAAACACAAGAAUAACUGACGUGGAAAUUCUCGAGAAGCGAUACCCGGUAAUUGUGCAAAAGUUCACAAUCAACUACCAAACAGGUGGAGACGGCGCAAAGAGAGGCGGAGACGGUAUUCUUCGGGAAUUGCUAUUUCGCAAGACUUUGACUCUUUCAGUGCUUACCGAGCGACGAGUCUUUAGUCCAUACGGGCUCAAAGGUGGAAAACCGGGGAAAAAGGGAAAGAAUUUAAUUAUUUACAAAGACGGAUUGAAAGUAAACCUAGGCUCAAAGAAUACGAUUCAAGUACAUGCAGGUGACGUUUUUCACCUGUCAACGCCUGGAGGCGGUGGCUAUGGCUCAUCAACUUAA
This is a messenger RNA of Rhagoletis zephyria (snowberry fruit fly), 3591 nucleotides long. The record is from RefSeq and is a predicted model, not a curated record. NCBI's taxonomy places the organism in Eukaryota, Metazoa, Arthropoda, Insecta, Diptera, Tephritidae.